Spodoptera littoralis (African cotton leafworm) is the source of this 15189-nucleotide messenger RNA. The record is from the annotation of a GenBank genome assembly. Lineage: Eukaryota; Metazoa; Arthropoda; Insecta; Lepidoptera; Noctuidae.
AUGGACCUCCAAAGUUCGCCAUGGGUACCUAUCCCGCCUUAUAAAGUAUCUGAUUUCAAAAAGUACAUGGACAGAAAAUUUGAACUUAGUGUUCUAUUAGAGCUAUAUGUUCUCCCGGCCCUCGACGACUACCCAUCUACGUACUCGGCAGACAGCGCGAGUUCAGGCACCGUCACAAAGGCAGCUACCCCUUGCAAGGGGUUCUUUCGACGGAGUAUUCAGAAACAAAUUGAGUAUCGCUGCCUUCGUGACGGGAAGUGUCUGGUCAUCCGGCUGAACAGGAAUCGGUGCCAGUUCUGCAGAUUUAAGAAGUGCUUGGCGGUUGGCAUGAGCAAAGACUCCGUACGAUACGGAAGAGUACCGAAGAGACCCCGAGAGCCCUCCGCAGCAGACAGCCUGCCCGAACCUUCAAAGCGACCGGUCCAUACCAACGCAACCACGAUCCCCCCAACAGAUCCCUUGGAAGCAGAGCUCUUAAGGCAAGAAAUGACGAAGGAAUUAGUAAAACUCAUCACCACAGCCCACCGCGGCACCAACACCUACACCGAGGAAUUAAGGGUCUCCCUGGAGCCCCGCGCCGCCCCCUUCCGCGUCGAGGAGUCUGAAGCUGAAGCCAGCGGCGGCGAGGAUGCGGCCUCCUCCAGCACGGACCGCGCCACCGACGCGCGCUCCGUGCUUUGGCACAACAUCGCUCUCCGCAUGACGCCGGCUGUCCAGCAAGUUGUCGAGUUCGCAAAGCGGUUGCCCGGCUUCCAUGGAUUACCCCAAGACGACCAGCUUAUUAUUAUUAAGCUAGGGUUUUUCGAAGUGUGGCUGACCCGCAUCACCGCGCUGUCGACUCCAGACCGCAUCAUGUUCGAAGACGGCACCGUGUUCACCCACGCCCAUCUGGCUACCAUAUACGACGCGGCAUUUGCAACGGCAAUGCUGACUUAUAUCUGGAACCUUCAGCGAAUGAAUAUGACCGAAGAGGAGUUGGCAGUGUACACGGGCACUCUGCUCCUCUUCCCACAACGCCCCGGACUCAGCGCCGGAGACCGAAUUCAAGGGCUACAAAACGCCAUGAACGAUGCGCUCCAAAACAUGGCUGUGUCACACGGCGGGCCGGAGGCUGUGGCAAUAUCCCGCGCGCGUUAUGAAGCCUUCGCAGCGGCCAGGAACGAGGUGCGGCUGCUGGGCACCCGUCACCACGUGCUGCUGGCCUGGCCACGCGAGCACUGGCAGCGCCUGCUGCUUCCACCCCUAUUUUCCGAGAUUUUCGAUAUUCCGAAGCAUGAUGAAGAUGCUGGGGACUCUGCUGCAUCCGCGUCGCCGGGACCUGUCCCCAGGUCCCCCCAGUCCCCGCACUCGUCACAUCCCCCAGUCCCGCAACUAGGAUAAAUUUAAAAGAAUCAAAGAGAACGCCAAUACUAAUAACGGCAUGACUGAUAUCAUUAUUAUUGGUAUUAUCAUUAAAGGUUUAGAAUAACUAGCGUCAGUUCUCUAGGGAUAGUUAUUGGAAUAUUGUAAUACUAGCUUCUGCCCGCGGGUUCGCCCGCGUUCCUGUGUAAAAAGUGGCCUAUAUGUUGUUUCAGAACUUCAUCUCGACUUGUUCAUCCGUUGCCGUGAACGUUUGUGAGGAUGUAUUGUUAUAGAUCCUCACAAACUUUCACAAUUAUAAUAUUGGUAGGAUUCCUAAGAACUAAUAUGACCACUGAAAGUAUUAAAAUAUUUCUAUCACAAGUUUUAUAAACAAAGAUUGUAUUAUUCUGGCAGCUAUUCCAAAAAGCUGUCAUGCGUCGUGUCGUAAUGUUUGUGUACAAGAUCUCGAUGACAUGACAAUGUGAACUGAGAGUGAGGUGGUUGGGUGUACGGGCCGUAGAUAAGUUAGACAAACGCACGACUUAGGAGCUGUUGUAUCGACCCCAUAUAGGAAUCACCAUACAUAUCGUUUAUGCAACAUGUAAUGUUAUGAUUUUACUUUUAUCGUUAUUUAUUUAAAAUGUUCCUUGUUUUACAUUAUGUUCUUUUUAUCAAGUAAGGGUUAACUUAGGUACUUGUAAUUCUUUGAUUCGUCGUCUUAAUAUGCUGGUUUGUUGCUCGUAUUGUAUCUACAGUAACAUAAGUUGUACGUAGCAUAAUAUUUUAUUUGAACCGACUUCUCGUUAAAGGAGAAGGUAUUGCCACCCGAUAUGUUCAAUUCUAUUAUGUUUUAGUUAAAAUGACGAAGUCAUAAUAUAAAUUAUUAUAAGGUCUGAAUUUCGAAUAGUUAUUCUUGUCUAGAUGACUCUGAUAGGUUAAGAACUGAAUUUCGUACAUGAAAAGUAUUUAAGUAGUAGUCUAAUGUAAGUGAUUUAUAUGCAGUGGGAGAAGGUAGGACGAGGCUUGGCGAACCUACUUACCUGUAUAUCUUUUUUUCAGUCGUACGUAUUUGAUUUCAUUGACACUUUAGAUACGGGAACUGUAGUAAGGUACAGGCGCCUAUUAACCUAUCCAGUGUCGGUAUAUGACACACAAUAUAAAAUACAUUGUGUCUCGCCUAGGCCUAUGUUCCGGCACGGCAUACCACGAGUUGAGGCCCACCUUAUUCAAACCCCUCGUAAAAUGAAUUUAAUAAAGAAAAACAUGGAAUUUGCAAUAUUACCAUUUUAAAUAAAAAAUCAAGAUAUCCAAAAGGUAGUGCAGAAUUUGGCAUUUUAACACAAAUAAGUAUACACACUUCUUACAAACAUGGUACAUAGUUGGCUAUCUUAGGAAACCAUAUUAUAGCAUUAUAACGAACUAUAGUAUGGGCUAUAUUAGGAAAUAACACCCGGCUUGAGUAUAAUCUCGAAAAAUACAAAACAAGAAAUUAAAUAAUAUCACUCACUAGCGACCCGCCCCGGCUUCGCACGGUUGCAGUGUGCAUAUAUCAUACAUAUAAACCUUCCUUAAGAAUCACUAUAUUAUUAAAAAAUACCGCAUCAAAUCCGUUGCGUAGUUUUAAAGAUCUAAGCAUAGAUAGGGACAGACAGACGGCGGAUAGCGACUUUUUUUGUACCAUGUAGUGAUGUGCAUGGAAAAUGGAUGAAUUAAGAAUUUUUACUGUUUUAUAACAAAGAUUGGUUCAAACUAGGAGCCGGGUCAUCUUUAACGAUCUUACCUAAUUGCUUUCCGUGAUUCUAAGUACUUACCCGACUUCCCAAAAAUGAGGAGGUUCUCAAUUCGGCCGGUAUCACAUUUUAUAUAUAUAAAGUUAAAGUAUAUUCGCAAAUAGUUAUUUACAGAGCGAGUAAAGUCCAUGUGUUCCGUAGUGCAGUAAUGCGAUUCGAAUACAAGUGUGUGCUAAACAAACACGCGUGUGAUAAUAUUUAGGUAACAGGCAGGUAUUACAAUGUAUUAAUAAUAAGUAUAAAUAGUAUUUCCAAUAUUACGUUAUAUAAUAACACUGCAUAAUUAUACCUAGUAUAUGUACAGGUCCUCCUAAGUCAAUGGAAUCAGUUGAAUUAGGAAUGGGUAUCCAAUUCAAGUUAUUAUUAUGUUUACUGGCUUACUUACGUAACUGUUUAACGAGAAACUCGACUAGUUUCAAGCCAUUUCAGAGGCUCAUAUUCAUGAGCAGCAUUUCGCGACACACGAUGCGGCGACUGUCACGCAGCUAUGUGACAAGACAGCAAUUAUGUGAAUAAGCCGGAAAACUUAAUAAUUAAUUCAGUAUGUCUCACGUAAGUUAAAUACAAAUCAAGUUAAUAUAGGGACGUCAAAUACAUUCUUUAUAUUUUUACAUUUAAGUCAUUGCUUGUAGCCUUAUUGUUUAUUUUUAUUAUUAUGAUUAAGAUAAGUUAGUCUUAUAGAGGUGCAUUACGUUUCCUUGUUAUAUACUUAAGAGUUCAUCUAUCCAAUCAUAAGUUUUCGCUUUGGUCUAAGUAGAAAUUUAAAAAGAGUAAAGAUUUUGAACUGAAAACAUUAGCAUCCUCAAGAUUUUAUGUAGGUCUUAACGGUACGGUACAAUGUUUAUAACUUUUAAUAUAUUGUUUCGCUCCCAUCUUUGUUUUGAUAUUACUUUUAUUGUGUUAAUCUAAAUUAAGAUGUUUAUUGUUUAUUUUAGUACGCACAAUAAUUAAGCUCUCGGAACCAAAAACUGCAUGCACUGGAACUAUUUAGACACAAACCUUGUAACGGCAUUGCGUUUGCAUUUACUCAGCAUUUGCUCCUUUUAGGUUUUAUAACAUAAUCAAUAUUCAUUAUAUGCAUACCUAGUUUACAUUUAGAUAUAUAUAGAGGUAAUAGUACUUAUUGUGUUUCCAUGUUGUUCGUAGCGCAACAUUCAUGUUUAUCUACAUUUUAUUUGGAACAAGUUUUUUUUUGUUGUAUAAUUUAAUAUUAAGUAUAGAGAGAAUGAGUUUGAAUUUUUUAAUUACACUUGGUUUAUAAGACAACAAAGAUAAUGCAUGAUAUUGUACAUCAUUUGAAAUGAUAGACGUUGUCUUAAUUCAAUUAAGUGCAAAUGAAAAUGGUGUUAUUUAAUAGCUGAUAUUUGAUGUAAUGUGCAUGAGUUUAAAACAAUCUGCAGAUAAUCGAUCUCAUGAAAUCUGUAUUUGUGUAUAGAGACGAACUUGCUACCGACCAUGUGCUGGGUUUGAGAUGCCCAAGUAUCUUGUUGUUGUGGCUUUUUGAAUACUUAUUAAAAACUCGUUAUAAAGCGCAUGGUCUCACCCUACAUUCUAAUAAGUGGGAGGUACUGAAAACUAUGUUAUUUUUGUAUAUAAUUUUGUCACCGUUAUGGUAAACUAACGAAACUGCCAAUUUUGUGAACUGAAUAUUUAUAUAAAAAACUACUCCUUAUGGGGUACUUGAAGAUUGCAGUUUUUAUAAUGUUAAGUCUUAAACAAAGGUAUUUAUGAAAACCUAGGUAUUUUAAUUUAUGGGUCAAUACUCCAAAGAAAAUUGCAUACGAAACUACAUAAAACAAAAUAAGCAAGGGAACGUUUCGAAAUAUGAAAUUGAUAACUUUUUUAACUAACGAAAGUGGCACUUUCGUUUGUUUACCAAAUAAUUUGUUCAAUACUUUUCGUACAAAAUUACGAAACUACCACUUUCGUAAGUUGGCUACAGCGUAAUAUUCGAAUCUUUGAACUGUAACGUAUGUAUGAAGAUGCAAAGUAACGAAAGUGCAUUUACUUAUUGUUCUUGUAAUAUAAGGGAAAUUAAUUCAUGAUACAUAUAAUCAGUGGCAAUUUUAAAAUGAAACGUACCGCAGUUCUUAUUAUAAUAUUCUUUAAAGAAGUUAUUAACCAAUUAAUAUUUCGAUACGCGCCCUUUUAAAGAUUUUUGCAGUUUCGUAAGUUUACUAUAAAAGUGAAGAUAUGUUAUUGAUUAAGUUUCUUGGCUGUUAAUGUUUUUAAAUAUUAGCUUUAUUUACAACCUUCGCACAUAUCGGCACGUAACUUGGCAAGAACUGAUAAGGUACAGCGAGCAUCAAAUAGUGGCCUUUGGGGUACCUAAAUAAAUAGACUACAUCGAAAACUUAUUAAACAUACAUAUAUAGUUUUAACCUAUGUUAUUGAUUUUAUAGUUGUGUUUAUACAUUUUAGUACCUUGAGGGUCAGUGACGCCGACUGUACAGCUGAACGUAUGCCCAAGUUACUGGCCGGUUGCAGUUGGUACUAGUUCUUUAUUGUUCUUAGUCUUAGAUAUAUACUAGCUAUGUAAGUGAAAUAUAAUAUGUACGAUAUAAUAGACUUUUAUUUACAUCCCGAACCGAUACUUUUCCAUCUUGGUAACUUGAAGAGAAUUUAUUUAUUUAUUUAAAAAGGAUCUCCAACAGAAAAUACACGUAACAUGCACAGUGUUAAUAAAAUAAACAGAUACCUUGUGCUUCUCCAAUUAUAGGAGAUCACGACAUGCAAACAAAAUAAAUUGUAAUUUUGAAUAUACCUAAAAUCGAAAAUUGUUAAAUCAGGAAACAAAACAAACGAUGCAAACAGAAAACAAUGAUAAUAAAGAGACAAUAAAUUAACGUAUAGGUACUUCAGCACCUAUGUAUCAGUGAGCAAUGUGUGAAGCAGGGAUUUGUAUUUCCCCAGUUUAUUGGAGAAAAUAUCAAUUUCCCUGGAGUUACAAGCUACGGUGUUAUACAGGUUUGACAUCCUAACUAGUGGUGAAUGUUUUUUCAAGUUUGUUCGGCAUCUCGGCAAUGGGCGGGGGUGGCGAGGUACUCUGGAAGGCACAUUGAUAGAAAUCUUAUUUAGAAGAUCUGGGCAGUCCAUUCCAUUGUUAAGCAACUUGUAUAGAAAUGUUAGAUCAAGCAUGAUGCGGCGAGACUUGAGAUCAGAAGAGAAUCUACAUUUUCGAUCUAUUAGAAAGUAUGAGUUUUCUAAAAAUUCUUAUUGAAUAUAGGAUAAAGGAGUAGGUACUAGGUACAACAAUGACAAUAAAAAGGUCAUCAAUCAAAGUUCAUAUCGCUUUAAUGCUUAAUCGUAUUGCCACUUUCUUAAAUCACAUGGAAGAAACAAUAAAAGUAUUAAACAAAAUACUUAAAGAUUUAUAAUUAAAGAAAUUAAAUAACUCAUAAUUAUUUUUCAUUAUCAUUAUUUCGAACAACAAUAACAAAGCGAAUAGCUAUGAUUUAUUUGACCGCGGCCGGGUCCCGCGCACUUCGUAACGACGCUAUACAUCACAAUAAUAAAACAACAUCUCUGAUAGGAUGGCCAAAGCCACUACACAAAUUGAUUUCAUGAUAUAAUAUUGUCAAGGUACUACGGAGCAGCCACGUGACACACGCAGGGACAUUAUAAUCCACACUAUGUUGUACACGUGCCCCCCUAGUACGAUUGUUUUCACAAACACAUUGCAUGUAAAAUUUAAUACAUUCAUUGACUGAACAAUACCUCACAUCGCACCAUAAGAAUUAUAUUAACGCAAAUGGACUUAUUUUCAACUUAAGACAACUGUAUCUAGAUUCUUGAUUACAUUUCCUUCACUAUUUAUAAAAUACAUUGUUUUUAUAUUACAGUUUCUCAAAAUAUACAGCCUUUUUUUUGAGGGGGGAAUAUCAUUCAAUGACUUCUCCCGCCCGGGUGAGGCGGGAGGGAGUGUCAGAUUCUUACUGACUAAUAACCACCCCGUUCCUACUCCUGCACUUCGAGCCGGAGCCCCGGCAACACGUUAAGUCUUCCGCGGCUCCGUAUCAGCAUCAGCCCUGCUAGGCCCAUCUGUGGUGGUCUGAUGGCUCCUUGAGGCGCGCGCGGAACGCGACGCGCCGUACGCUCGGGCCUGGUUCUGGUCGAGCGGCGAGUCACCCAUGCUCGCCGUCCGCAGGCCCGUGCUUACGGUGGCCGGAGAUCGUCUCGCGAUCCCCGACGCCCGGAGUGUCUCUCGCGACGGCCGGGUCGUGAGGAGGUUCCUUCCCUCACGCGCUCCGCCUCCUCCUUAGCUAGCAUGACUGCUCCGCAGAAGGAGGAGACGGCAUCCCAGUCCCCCUCGCUCCGUACCAUGGCCUGAACCAGAGCCGGACGCGAGAGGUCACCGUCGCCGAUCACAUUCCUGAGGACACGACGGUGCUCAGUCCACGCAGGACAUACCGCCACCGUAUGCUCCACCGUGUCCCCCGGUUGAUCCUCGCAGUGAUGACACCCGGGCGUUUCCUCCCGCCCAAUCCGAAACAGGAACCUACCGAAACUCCCGUGUCCGGUAAACACCUGCGUCAGGCGGUAGGUGAGGACGCCGUAGCGUCUCUCAAGCCACUCCUCAAAGAGGGGACUUACCGCUGCAAUGACAGCGAGCCCAGCCUUCGGUUGCGACAGUCGUUGCUGCCAUUCCGCUAUGAGAUCACGCCGGAGCUCAUCCCGCCACGCAUUAAUCUGGCGCGGCAGCGGAGUUUCGCCCCGGCGACGUGCGUCCGCGCGCAAACAAAACACGCGCACGAGCACCUUCGCCUCCAGAUCCCACGGCGGUAAUCCGGCAAGGAGGUUCGCCGCCUCCCCGGAGAUCGUGCGAUAUCCGCGUAUCAAUCGGAUCGCCAUGACCCUCUGUGAUGUGAGCAGCGCCCGAGCGGGCCGCCGCAUCAGGUUCGGCGCCCACACAGGGACGCUGUAGAGGGCCAUGGACCGCACGACCCCGGCGUAUAACCUCCGGCAGGAGGCGUUUGGCCCCCCGAGGUUGGGUAGUAGGCGCUUAAGCGCCGCCCCCGUCCUUUCCAACUUAGGUGCCAAACGUCGGAAAUGCUCCACGAAGUUCCACCGACUGUCGAGGACGAGUCCUAGGUACUUCAUCGUCGUCUCGACGCCGAUGGUAACUCCUCCCGCCGUUAAUUGGGACUCACCCGGAGGUGGUGCGUUCCCGAGGCCAUGAAAACACAUGGCCUCGGACUUGUGGAGCGCCACCUCGAGUCCCAGUUGCCGGAUUCUUUCAACGACUGUCGUACAGCGCCUGCAGCCAUUUGUCAUUGUUACACUAACAUUAAAUUAAAUGAAUAAAAAAGAAAUAUGAAGAAUAAAGACGUGAGGCACAAAAUGAUUCAAUUUAAAAUAAUACAAUUCUUCAUUAUAUACAAAAACAGUCCAUGGUAGAACUAACCAGGCGUGGUUGCCCAAGUACAAGAGACAUAUAAUAGAAAGCUUGUCACUUUAUAGAGCAUUUCCCGAUGAUAAAGUUAAUUUUAUGAAUAUGCAUUUGUGUCAAUGUAAUCCAAUGGUGCGACAUCACAAUGCUCUUGUGUUUACUUGCGAACGAGAACGCAGGUGCUUGCCUUACAACAAAUAACCGCAAAAUAACAUUAAGACAUUUUAUUGUUAUGUAUCAGUUCAGGGAAGCAAACAAAUAGUAAGUAUCAUGUAAAGUACUUCAUGCUCAGUUCACGACAUGAAUACAGCGUCAUAUAGCGAGCCGACCUCGUUCUCAGCUGUGGUACGCGUCUGUGUACAACAAACUAUUACAAUAAUUAAAUUACAUUUAAAUUAAUAUGUAUUAUUGACAAAAACGAAAUAAUUCAACUAAAUUGAACGGAGUUAACAUCUACAUCACUAAUGGGCUAUUCGUGUGAACGGUGCGCACUGUAUAAAGUCUCUGAGACUCGCUUACUUAUAGCCUCUAUGAAGUGUGACGAAUAUUAAUUAAUACCAAUAUAUAAUAUUAUAAUGUGCCAUACACGCAAUGUACGUAAUCCAAACAGAUAAAAUAAUUGACAGAAAAAUUUUGGCAUCUUACUGUACAAGCUAAAGGAACCACAUGAAUUACAAUAACAAUGUUUAUUAUUUAUAUUGAUGUCAGACAUUGCAAUACUUGUGUGCAGCGAAUGGCAAUAUUGUGGCUUUCUCACAGUUCACGGUGGAUGCCAGUGUACAGUAACAAGUGUUAGUGGAAAUAGUAGCACGGAGCUUAGCGGAGCUAGUGUUGCCCCGAGUCCGCCCGUCCGAACAGCCCUCACAAACGUCACACUACGCAGUUCGCCGCGGAAAGCCCCCGCUGGCGCCGGCGCAUCACACUACACUCAGUACAUACACGCGAUGAGGCACAGCGUGCAGGGCGGUUUCUGCAGCCAACGUGUCAACUAAAUCAACACACAUCGAAUCCAAAUUAUACAAACCGCUAACAUUAAAAUUAUACAACACCAAACUUGUCAUAUUAGUACUAUGCUAAGCAGAAGGCUAACUGAUGAAGUCAGGCGUUAGAUGCAAAAUCGAGGAAGAUUUGUAGUUAGAAGGUGGCCGUCCUUCGCUCCAGUCGGCCCUGUGCCAACGUAACGGCCCUGUAGCAGUACACGACAACGCGUGGAGCGCACAGGGUCUUCAUAGAAGAUAGUACGACCGGUCACGUUAUGUUGGACACGGCCGAGAGAGAUUGUUUCCCAUACAAACAUACUUAAGCACGAAGCUAACCGACACACGCUGUGAUAUGAUGUAACGAGCGUUCAAGGAACUGGCGAGUACUCACUUGGUAGUAUAUUGCCAUACACGGCCAGUCCUUACAGCAUAUCACAGCAUGCGACAUUUAGAAACGGUAGAGCAUGAAAGAUACACAAACGAAGUUCAGUAUUAGCGUGCAACUAAGUUGUACUAUUUAUUAAUAUCUAUAAAAAAGAGAAUUUGUCAGUUUGUACAAGUUAAUAUUACGUAAUGAGAAUUAUAAUGUGCUUACUAUGUUAGUGUAAAAAUAUUAUAGGAUAUUAUUUUCAGUUUCAUUUAUUUUCUAACGAUUAGAACGCGACCUGUCGCUGUAGUCAGAAAUUUUCUAAAGGUAUUUAAACAGACACAAAAAUACACCUAUACUUAUAAAUAAUCUAUCACCUCCGGCUAGAGUGUCGUCUGCGCACGGAAGCUGGCGAAUCUGUGAUAUCGAGUAGAAGACCGCGCGCGGCCAACGUAACAUCUAACUUACGUAUAUCAGUGAUGCUUAGAAUUGUGUAACGGGUAUCACUAGUCACACUGCCUACUGCCCUCCGCGGGGCCAGUGACUGCACGUGGCUAAACUCUCAUGUCUUCUAGUGUGUUUCUAUAGCUGAGAAUUUGAUAAAUUGUGUGCAAGCAGUGAUUUCGUAUAGAACAACAUUUCAUUUAAAUAACGUGCUGAGAACAAGUAAAUGUUAAAAACUUAAAGUUAAAGAUCGCCUUGUCAAUAUCUUAACAUCGAAAAGUGUCGCUGUUUUAGUUUGUUUUUUAAUUUUAAUUUUUCCAAUAGCCUAUUUAGAAUUAGUUUAGAAUAUAAGAGGGUUGAUAGAUAUUGACUGCGCUUACAUACGUGCGUACAAUAAACAAGUAUGAUCAGAAAUAAUUAAUUGUUCAUAGUCCACGCAGAGAGCGCAGCGUCUCCUACAUAUACAUAGGUGGCGGCCGACAAGUAACGUGAUCGUUAACUAUGUAUAUUACCUACUAAGCACAAUUUUCCUUGAAAAAAUAUACUUUGAACUACAUCGAAAUUUGACAAUUGUAAUUAUUGCACAUUUAUCUCUUAUUCGCACUGUACAUGUACAUACAUAUGUAAUGGAUAAUACAUAAAUGUACUUCGUAUAAAAUUAAUAACUUCUUGAUGUAUAUGGUAUACUUGUACAAUCAGAAUACUAUAAUAAAAUGGAAGCAACUUGUUCGCACGGUGUAAUUCGUGGAUUCUGUGAUAGUUCAUACGAGUCACUAUCUCAUAUUGAAAUAUAUACUCUAAAGAUAUUAAUUACUAUUUUUAACUUCAUUCUAACACGAAAAUGUUCCUUGUAAAGUGCAUUUGAUUAUAAUAUAGUUACCGGCAAUGUGCUAUUUCAUUGUACUAUACAAUACGUAGUGACCAUUGAAUGCGAGGUACAACCAGGGCCUAGGAGACAGGUCCGAACAGAGCCUACCUUACAUUAUCAGCUCCACCAAUGUGUACAUUGAACCACAAAAGCUUUAUAAACAGGAACAAUAUCUUCUAAAAAUAUUUCUGAUUGAUACGCACAUUAAUGUCAUCUUAUAACACUUCAACAUUAUUGUAACAAUAUAAAUCCUAGUUCUUUAACGACUGACUUUAUGGUUGUGCUAAGUUCAAUGUACUGAUCAUUUGAGGUAGCCGUAACUAGUAGCGCAAUACUUGGCAAAGCGUGAGCAAAACUUGACUUAUUCCCUACUUUUAUAUGAACACAGGAAUCCCAAUAAAAAUUAAAGCAAAAAUUUCAUUAUGAUCACAAAAUGGUACCUUUACAAAUCUGUGAAUAUCAAUGACAGAUGUGCUUUGUAUUCAUUAAAUUGAAUGUGCUGUAUACAUUGCCGGUAACGUCCGUCUUACAUACUAUACAUACACAAAAUAUAACACACACGAACUACUAGGGAACAUUGAAGAAAUAAAGAAAGAUAUAUAUGAAAAAGAAGAAAUUAUUGAACACAUAUUUUAACAAUGUAUAGUCUUCUCUGUCUUGCGCUUAUAGAAAAUAAUUGAGCGACAGACAGGAAUACUUUGUUAAAGCAAAUUGUACUCAGGAAUACCAACCUCUCUCUUUAAUAGCUAAUAUUGCUCAUGCCAACAUUUUAAAUUCAUAAGUUUGGCUGCAAGGUAAACGGGACAGGCAAUAAUAUCAAUCUUAGACUAAUUGACGUGAAUACGUUGCUGUAACACUUCAUAUUAACUAGUCCACGAGCGAUUUCAUAAGGUAUAGGUCGCAUUGCCCAUUUUUUACUAGAUAUAGUGCAGCAAGCCGACUGGGGAGCCUAGCAUGCUUCGUACCUUCAUGUCUUAUUUGCCAUUUAUUGUUUCAUCGUAACAGUCAGAUCUAAAAACAGACAAACUCGUCUCAGGACUGUCCAAAAGUUGCCGUGUAUUCACGUCAAGUCGGUGUCUCUCAAUUCAGUCUAUAAUCUUCUUCUUUCUGAUCAUCUAGUUAAAGUCAGUUAAAGCCUCGAAAAUCCAUAAAAUAAAUAGGUAAGAAAAGUCUCCUACUAGCAUACAACGCCAACUACAUAAAGGUAAAUAUAUUAAUAUUUUUGGUAAAAUACUUUAUUAUAGUAACAUAAUUUUGGACGGAAUUCUAUUGCGAAUGAAUUGAACGUGGCCUUCAAAAUAUACAUUUUUGUACACUAUUAGUUGUAUAAAUAUAAAAUAUAAAUAGGUAAGUAUUUACUUUCGAAUAGUAAUAGUUAUGAGAGAGGCAGAGAGGAAAGUAUUCCUGUUGAUAAAAUAGUAUAAUUAAUUUACAGUCGAAUAAAAGUAAAUGAAACAUAUAAUAUAAACGAAAUUAGAAAUUGAUUAGAGAUUAGUUGUGAUAGGAGUGCCUAAUGAGUAGUCCACGAAAGAGAGUACGAUUAUUUAAACAACGGGUACUCGAUGUCGCAAGCGGCGCAGGGCGUGCUUCCAUCGCGUCGCGCACCGACAACAAGACAUUUAAGUGUACACACGUGCCGUGUGCUAGCACGAUGAGAACACAUGUACGUCUCGUAUUUUCUUGUCGAGUACAGGAAAUGUAACAGAAGUAACUGUCCAGUACAUUCCGAUGACUGUGUCUUAUGUACAAUUGUACAGGGUACGUUUUUGAAGCGGCACAUCGAACCUAUUAGGACAACAAUGGAAGCAGUGUAUUGUAUAUAUCCUCAAAAAUAAGCAGACUACAAUUACUUUUUUAGUUUUUCGUUUCUCUUAUUUUAUUUCAAAAACUCAUCCUAUGCUAUAGGUUAGUUAGUUCAAUAUUUCUAGACGCACCACUAUAUAUAAAGACACUUUUAUUUUUACAAUUACAACCUAUCACGUAUGUUAUUGCAGCUUAUGAGGUAUUUUAUUAACUUAAUCAACAGAAUAUUGUCUCAAGCAGUUCGGGGUUAGAGUGCAUUAUUGCUCGUUUCGUAUCCGUGCCUUAUUGGCUAGGGUUAAGGCAAGUCGUGGCUGAAUGCCUACCACUAAAACGUUGGCAAUUCACUCAAAACUAUAUUAACUCUUUCAGCAAGCGCUUCGUCCAACUUUACGAGAGUAAUAAACUCCGAAACAUUGAAAUACGAUUGGCUCAACAAAGCUAUCCAAGUAUUGCAAUAUAAAUAUCAGCUGUUCAACGGAUUCGUUAUUAAUGUUUCACAACUGAUAUUAACAAGGCUAUAACCAAGCCUCAGAAACGGGCAAAACUGAAUAGGAAUUCACUUGAUGCACGCAACUCCUAACUAAAAUUAUUACAAAACUUGAAUAAUAAAUAGAACACAUUGUAUUGCCGGUUGUAACAAGUAACAAACAGCGAUAUCGUAUAAAUAGCGCAAUCAAAUAAAUGUAUAUAAUUUAAUUUAAGACAUAUCAUCGAUAAUUUAUUGCAAGAUUCGAUAUUACUUCAUACUUGUCGGCAGUAUACAUUUGGCAAUUUGUCGAUGAAGGCUUUAUGAUUAUUCUCAUUCAUGAUCAUUUCGUAGUCAUUCUGCAUAAGUUCGUCACGUACACUAUCACUACGAUGUAUUGGAAUCGACAUCGAGUGCAUCCCUCGUUAUUAUAUAAAAUCAUCGCAACAAUUACAAUGAAACAUAUCAAAGCGAAAAAGACACAAAGCGUGUUGUAUAUCAUGGGCAAACCAACUUCGGGAAUAUUAAUUUCAUCGUUUUAACGUAUUCUCUUUUACAUUUCAUUAUUUGGUUUCUUUAAUACUAUAACUUUAAAAAUAUCAAUAUCCAAUGUUAGCCUAGACCUACGCACUGUACAAUUAUUAUUAUUACAUCAAGAUAUUUCAGUGUCACUUUCGUAUCGGUAAGUAAACAAUCACGGCGAUCCUAUUUUUGCAUAUCUCGAAAAGAAGAAGCACAAAGAAAUGGAAAGUAAAGAUUUCGAUUAGUAAAAUAGUAUUUGAAAAAUUGUCUACGAGCAAUAUAUACAUUUAAAAUCAUAGCAUUCAGUGCGAGAAUAUUGUCAAGUAAAUCAGCGUCAUCUACAAUACACGACUUGCGCCUGUUACUUCAUAAUUUAGUGAUUCAGGCGAAACAUUGGAGUACAAGGGUAUAAACAAUUGUUCGAAUUGAUCCACUAGUCCACGUGGUCGGCUUGCACCGACGACAGCUAGGCGAGCGCUACAGGCCGGGGUAGUUGUGACCAGACACGCAUUUCAUGUCAGUACGUACAGUCAAACGGUGAUAUUACAGGGUUGUCAUCAGUUGUUAUUGCAGACUGCUUUCAGACUAAAGUGUCGCAAAUGCAUGCGGAGGUAGGCACAAAUAGAGGUAGGCACACGAGACUUAUAGCUUUAACUUUACGCCGUAUCAUACAUGUUACAUUAUGAAAUAAUCGCACUUUUAUUUCAGUAUAGUUAGAAACAAAGAGCGGGCAGACCUACCUAGCGAUGUAUUGCUAUAUUACGAUCUUACUAUCCGAGGAUGACGUCUAAGGGUUAACUUUCGAGAUCUUAUUAAGUAAAGAGAGAUAUUACUAAGGAUUUGUCUCAAUUAACUCUAUCAUUAAACUGCACUAAGGUCUACUAUGCUUCUGCUUUCUCAAGUGUAGACCACCUACCGUAUGCCUAUCGUACGUAUUACUAAGUAAUAAUAACAUAGCAGGCAGUUAUACGAAGCCAGGGCCUGUCUAGCGCUGCUAUCGACCGCCUAACGAAGGUUAACAUCUAUAUUGCUUGGCAAGGCUAGGUAGCGCAGGGGCUGCAGCAGUUUAGACUGAAAGCAGUGUUACUCGGGGACCGAGGCUUCACUUCUUGGUGGGGGUCCCGCGCUGUGUGAGCCCCUCGAACCGCUUGAACGUGUAGUUGAUGAACACCCAGUCUUUAUACGCCACCUCGCCGUCUUGUGGGAUUGGCGCUGAUGC